AUGGACGAUCUACAAGCACUCUUCCCUCAUCAUGAGGAGGACCUCCUUCGCAGAGCAUUGGCAGAACAUCAAAAUGAUGCUGAUCGAGCUUCAAAUGCCAUAUUCGACGGAGAUUAUGAUGAUUACGGAUAUGCUGCUGGUGAUGACGACAAUCAUAAUGCUGACGGUGAAGAUGAAUUUGAAGAUCCUAGAUUCUUUGAUCAUGUCAUCAAGAAAACAGCUCCAACACCACCCACAAUAGCAGCACCAGCACCAACUUUUCCUCGACAAACUGUAAAUGGCCGUGAUAUCAUACUUCUAGACUCGCUUGUAAUACCUGAUAGACCCAUUCUUGCUGCUCGAGGCCAACAUACGAUCAUCACACCAGCAGGUGGUGCUGUGAGUGGAAAUAAUGCUCGCAACAACAGUACGCAAUCAACUUCAGCUCGCAACAACAGUACAAUAUCUUCAACCGUAGAUGAUGAUGGUGAUGAAGUCAUUCUAGAAGCAGAAUCAGUCACUCCAGCAGACAAGGAACAGAACGCAAACGUUCAGGCCCUCAAGGAAAUGUUUCAAGACGCUGAUGAAGAGUGGCUUGAAUCAACCUUGAAAGAUUGUGAUGGAAACGUAUCUCAGGCUUUAGAUGUUAUCACAAAAGAAAAUGGGAAAUAUCCGAAAAGGUCCGCUCAAGUCAAGAGGAAGAGAGACGAGGAAGAAGCUGCUGAGAAUCAAGAGAAACGACGCCGAAAGAAUUAUGCCGAUGUUGAUCUCUCGUUCACCCCAUCGACGGCCUAUCUACAAUCAUGUCGACUUCAAUUGCAGACAGACUUCCCUAAUGAGCUGCACAAGGACAUAGAUGUUGCUCUUGGAAGGCACAAUCAUCAAUAUGCACCAACCUAUCAAAAUAUUCAAGACCAUGGCGCUGCAGCUAGAAGAGCCCCGCCCUCGAAACGAGAUAAGAAGCAAAAGCGUCGCAGAUAUGAUGAAGAGUUUGAAGAAGAGUUGGCUUGGGUUCUCACUCAAAAGACAACAACCACAGCUGAUAACGAGCCUGAAGAAGACGAAUCAGCAGACAUUGAAUGUGGAUGUUGCUAUGGAGAUUUUUCAAUGUCAAAGAUGACUCAAUGCGAAGAAGCGCAUCUGUUUUGUAUGGAUUGUGCUCGCACUUCAUCUGAGAAUAGGAUUGGAUUGAGGCAAUGUGAGAUGAAGUGUCUUGACACGUCUGGCUGCACAGCCAAAUUCCCCGAGUCUGAAUUGAAGAGAUUCCUGUCGCCCGCUGUCUAUGAAGGCUAUGAGAAGAUGAUUGCGGAGAAAGUUCUUCAAGACGCGGAUAUUGAAGGUCUCGUCAAAUGCCCCUUUUGUGAUUAUGCUAUCGUUAUGGAGCAGACUCCUGAAGAAGACAGCUUGUUCAGAUGUCAAAAUCUGACUGGGAAGAAUGCAUGUGGAGUCAUCAGCUGUCGAAAGUGUCAAAAGCCCAAUCACCUCCCCAAAACAUGCAAAGAAGCCAAGUCUGAUGAUGUAUUGGAUGUCAAGCAUGUUAUUGAAGAGAAAAUGACUGAAGCCUUGUUGCGAGAAGAAGUUGUCCAUGUGGAAAGGCUUUCUGCUACGUGUGUGGGAAGGGGCCAAUCGGUUAUGAACAUUUCGACCAAAGACACAUUCAAGAAGGCCAGUCCAGCAGUACGUUCCAAAAAGUGUCCUCUACAUGAUGAUUCAAUGAAACGAAAUGCAGAGAAUGUCAAGAAGGCAGCGGAAGAAGCUCUAAAGGAGGUUGCAGAGGAAAAUCCGGAGAUGGCGCCAGAAAUCAAGGUCGAUAUCCCUGACAUCCCAGAAGAAAGGAACGGGAUACCUCAAUGGCCAUUCUAUGGAGCAGCUCAGGGCGGUCUCGUACGACCAGCUGCUGGAGUGUUGGGUGGAUUGGCAGCGUUGCCGGGUCAAAUCAUGAUAGGAAUGGGUUUCCAAGGUGCAGGAGUACCAGGUGUGUUACCAGGUGGUGGCGUUUAUCCGCCCCCAAUAUUCUUUAAUGAUAUCGCUCCCAUACCUCCUCAUCAUCGUCGCCGACAUCGUACCCUUACUGCCCGACUUGCUGAAGUGCCACCUCAGCCAAUGCCAGCUCCACUCAUAUUUGGCGGUCCACCUCCUGCUGCUCAAAUGCAAGCCCGGAUUCAAGCAGCUCAACAACAACUUCAGAUUCAACAACAACACCAGCUACAAGCUCAACAAAUGAUUCAACAACGAGCUGAACACCAAUUACAACUAGCUCAACAACGAGCAGCCCAGCUACAUCUACAAGCACAACAGAGACUCCAACACCAGCAACAACAGAGGUUGCAACAAGAACAACAGUGGCAAGUCGACGCUGCUCGACUCCAACGUCAGAAUGAGGAAUUUGCCCGUAUGCAACGAGAACAUGGCGUCCAGAUGGAGGAACAACGAGCUCUUCAUGCUGAACGCCAGCGAUCCGCCACAGCAAGAGCUGCUGUCGCCAAACUGGAUGAAGAUGUAUUAAUAGCAGAAGAAAAUAAAGACUACAUUAGGUUGUAA
Molecule: messenger RNA, 2520 nt
Organism: Synchytrium microbalum
Lineage: Eukaryota; Fungi; Chytridiomycota; Chytridiomycetes; Synchytriales; Synchytriaceae
Exons: 14
Coding region: 1-2520 (839 amino acids)
Molecular function (GO): ubiquitin binding; zinc ion binding
Source: RefSeq, a predicted model, not a curated record